AUGGCAAAACUAUCAUUUAUCCUGAUUGGUGGGAGGUCAAUAAGGAAACGAGAAGCCGAAGAAGUUAAAAGUUACAAUGAUGAGAGACGAGACAACGCCACAACAAGCGUCAAUAACCAGAGGGGAUUGUGGUCUGAUGUUGAAGAAGGGGGUGAGACAAUAUUUCCUACAGCCAAGGGAAAUAUUAGUGUUGUGCCAUGGUGGAAUGAAUUGUCUGAUUAUGGUGUAUGCCUUGUAAUUACGGGGAACAAAUGGUCAUUUACAAAGCGGAUGCAUGUUGAAGAAUACAAGGUUUAA
Messenger RNA from Hibiscus syriacus, 297 nucleotides. RefSeq names its product probable prolyl 4-hydroxylase 10. Bases 1 to 297 code for a protein of 98 amino acids. Lineage: Eukaryota; Viridiplantae; Streptophyta; Magnoliopsida; Malvales; Malvaceae. The record is from RefSeq and is a predicted model, not a curated record. The transcript has 4 exons.